AUGUUCGGGUCGGAUGAAGAUGAAGUCGGUGGUGCUGACCUGGUAGAAGAACACGAAGAUGUCUCAGAUGAUUGUAAAGUGGAAGAGUUGCUCAGUGCACUAAGUCAAGAUUUGGUUACCAACGGUUUGAGAUCGGAAAGAUUAGGGAAAGUCAGUGAUGGUAAAAUUAGACCCAUUAAAGUUUAUUUGAAAAGUAAAGAAGACGCUGUGGCGAUAUUUAAAAAGAGAAACAGAAUUAGACAUCAAUUUAGUAACGUCCGUAUUUUGUUGGAUCAGACCUCAUCGUCCUCGUCGUCCUCUUCGUCAUCGUCGUCGUCGUCGUCGUCCUCGUCGUCGUCCUCGUCGUCGUCCUCGUCGUCGUCGUCGUCGUCCUCGUCGUCGUCGUCCUUGUCCUCGUCAUCAUCAUCAUCAUCACCAUCAUCAUCAUCACCACCAUCAUCACCACCACCAUCAUCACCACCACCAUCAUCAUCACCAUCAUCAUCACCAUCAUCACCGCCACCAUCACCACCAGCACCAUCACCACCAGCACCAUCACCAUCAGCACCAUCAUCACCAUCAUCACCAUCAGCACCAUCAUCACCAUCGGCACUAUCAUCACCAUCACCAUCAUCAUCAUCACCAUCAUCACCACCAGCACCAUCACCAUCAGCACCAUCAUCACCAUCAUCACCAUCAGCACCAUCAUCACCAUCGAGUGUUAAAGAAAUAAAGAAAAAGAAACCAGCAGAAGCAGCAGAAAGAAAGCGGACCAGCAGCAACAGCAGUAGAAAGAAAACGAACCAUCAGCACCAGCAGCAGAGAGAAAGCGGAAAGACAGCAGCUUCCGAGAGAAAGAAGUACAACAGCAGGCAAGUCCCAGGAAACCAGAUAAAUAAGAGGCCUAGUAGUAGCAGUAGCAGAGAGAAAGUGGAAGUAGUAGCAGGAGCAGGUCCCAAGAAAUUCGUCAGAAUGCGGUAUAGCCGACAGUGUCCAAAAAGCUAUUGA
This is a messenger RNA of Anoplophora glabripennis (Asian longhorned beetle), 987 nucleotides long. RefSeq names its product putative protein TPRXL. Lineage: Eukaryota; Metazoa; Arthropoda; Insecta; Coleoptera; Cerambycidae. Bases 1 to 987 code for a protein of 328 amino acids. The transcript has 5 exons. The record is from RefSeq and is a predicted model, not a curated record.